Morchella importuna is the source of this 444-nucleotide messenger RNA. RefSeq lists its product as uncharacterized. Lineage: Eukaryota; Fungi; Ascomycota; Pezizomycetes; Pezizales; Morchellaceae. The record is from RefSeq and is a predicted model, not a curated record. The transcript has a single exon. The coding region runs from base 1 to 444 and encodes 147 amino acids.
AUGGCUUCCCCUUCCCCUACCCCGGAAACCAGUGGAAACUACAAAUACGGCCUCAUCACCACUGGGGAAAAUACCAUCGAACAACUAAACCGAGCCCGCGUUCGCUCCAUCCUCAACAAGCCACCGCCGCUCAACGAUAUCCGCAAAACGUGCGACCAUAAGGCUAGAAUCGUCUGCAUUGAAGAAAGCAGCGAGACAAACAUCAUGGCUGCCGAUAAGACACUUGGCACCGGCCCUUCAGUUGCCUGUGAUAAUGGCUGCGAUACAGUGAUAUGCACGGGGCUUAGGCAGCUUAAGCUAGUGAAUAAACUGAAUGGUAACAAGAGGGCUGAAACGAAGCACUUGUGUAAUUGCCGUGGCUUGAGGUCUCUGAUAUUAGUGGACCGAUUUAAGGAGGCCAAUAGUGGAUGCGGAGCAAGUAAAGAGGGGUGUAGGAAAUUUUAG